UGUCCUUGGAUAUGUGCCAUGGAUGGUCUGAGCCAGUGCGAUAUUCAGAAAUUAAUUGCAUUAAUUUAUUGUCUAUACUACUGCUACGCAUCAGAACACUCCCACGUGAUACCUGUGGAAGGAUAUGAAACUGAAUUAGAAAAUCUUGGCCAACAUGUAGAAAUUCCAGAAACGCCAGUAAAGGUGAUCAAGAUAACCAAAACAAUCGCUGUAAAGGUUCCAGUGCCAUACCCUGUCAAGGUGAGAGAAAAAGUUCCAUAUCCAGUGCCCAUCUCAAAGCCAUACCCUGUUCCAGUUCCGCAAAUCAUCAAAGUACCUCAUAUCGUCCAUACCAAAUCUGACCAACCAGAACAUGAUUCUAACAAUGCAAACUACGGAUAUACCGGAUUCCAAGGGAGUCCCCAUUUAGGUGACCAGGAUAAGUUCUACCAAGUACAAGAAACGCCUGCACAUGAAUCUGGACACUUUGCGCCACAGAGCUUUAACGGAUACAAUUCGGGUCACCAAAACUUCCAAGACGACUCCUCAGAGGGGUCGAGCGGGAGUCCAUACGGCGAGGCCGCUUCCAACUACUACGGGUACACGGGUAAAGACGGAAAUGAAUCCGAUGACACCAAAAGCUACGAUAAAGCCAUUAAGGACUACCUAGAAAAGAAUCAACUGAACAAGAACGGUGCUAGCAAAGGUUUUCAUUACCAUUAGCAUGACUAAAACUUGUAACCGUUAAAACUGUUUGUUUGAGUCAUAUCCGCAAUGCAAGUGAAUUCGGCCGACCGCACAAAUACUUGCUUUGUUGGAAUUAUGUAUAUCUCGUGCCUGUGUGAAUGUGAAUGUUCCCUUGUAAAUACCUCCCUGUCUUAUACCUUGCCUAUUUAUCUGUUGAAUUGAUUUAUUGUUGUUGCUAGAUGUAUAGUGCUGAAAAUAUUGUAAUUUAUACAAUAAUAAAAACAAGUUUUGAAUUA
Amyelois transitella is the source of this 962-nucleotide messenger RNA. RefSeq lists its product as uncharacterized. NCBI's taxonomy places the organism in Eukaryota, Metazoa, Arthropoda, Insecta, Lepidoptera, Pyralidae. Bases 19 to 702 code for a protein of 227 amino acids. The record is from RefSeq and is a predicted model, not a curated record. The transcript is spliced from 2 exons.